AUGAGUAUUUUAUUCAUAACGUUAGAUAUGGCGACACAUAUCGUCACUUUGUGGAUUCCAUUGGUCUUAACACUGUCCACGAUAUUUGAAAUAAAUAUCAUAUACAAAAGAACGAUAAAGGGUUAUUAUGAGACUCAAGAAUUCAGAUACCAAGGCGAGAAGGUUAUAGAUACCGAAGAAGAAUUGGCAAAAUUUCAUAAAGGAAUGCAUAGGGUAUUACAAAAAAAUAUAUCGUUACAUAGGUUUGGGUUGAAAAGAUUACAUUUAUGUGAGUUUUGGUGUAUUUAUUGGAUGUUGACAUUCGCAAUAAACGAGGAAAUAGCACCAUUCGUGCAGCAUAUUGGUAUACCGAAAGUUAUCAUUAAGGUACUUAAAUUUUUGGCCCCAUUUGCGUUGUAUGUUUACGUCCAUGAAAGACCAAGUCACAAAAAUUCCGAGCCUGAGAGGCCCUGGAGCUUCCCAAAAUUGCUUGCGGAGUUAUACAAAUUUGGAAUAAUACCGGUAAUAAAAUCCGUAUCCAACAUUAUGAUGUCAACAAUAACCGAGGAAAAAGUGCACACUACGAUUAAGCAUGUAAACGGUACUAUCGCUGCAUCUGAUUUCAAUAUGUUUGAAACAGAAAGUAAACCCAUAUUCUACUUCCAAUCUUAUUCCGAGAACAGUAAACAGCCAACGACUAUAUCGAUUGCAAAUAUGAUUGUAGAGCCGGAUUCUGUAAUCGCUUCGAGCAGAAGUUCAUUGGUAUCGCACAUUUCACCAGUCGAAACUUUGUACAGAGAAAAUUCAACUGAAAAGCCAAGAUUGAAAACCGACUCUAGGCGUAAAAUAGUAAUGCGGUUGAACGACCUUUUCCGCCAUAAGAAUUGA
Molecule: messenger RNA, 867 nt
Organism: Kluyveromyces lactis
Lineage: Eukaryota; Fungi; Ascomycota; Saccharomycetes; Saccharomycetales; Saccharomycetaceae
Exons: 1
Coding region: 1-867 (288 amino acids)
Source: RefSeq, a predicted model, not a curated record